CUGCAGCUGAGACAAGUCUCCGUUUCUCUCUCGAAUAAAACUGAGUUCAUCAGGUUAUUCUCAACAACACAGCAGAGCAAACACUGAAAUGGCUGCUGUAAACUAUCUGCCAUCUGCAGAUCAGUUUCUGUGCUCCAUCUGUCUGGAUGUGUUCACUGAUCCGGUCACCACGUCUUGUGGACACAACUUCUGCAAAAACUGCAUCAAUGAACACUGGAAUACUCACGACCAGUACCAGUGUCCGAUGUGUGAAAUGGUUUUCGACACAAGACCAGAGCUUCACAUCAAUACUUUCAUCUCGAAGAUGGCUGCUCAGUUCAAACAGACAGCUCAACAAAAAGCAGACAGCAGAAGGAGUAGCGCCAGCAGCUUCAGCAGCAUCAGCAGCUCAGAGCAACAAGUGUCCACAACAGGAGAAGUUCUCUGUGACCUCUGCACUGGAACCAAACUACAGGCCUUGAAGUCCUGCCUGGUGUGUCUGGUCUCCUACUGUGAGACUCACCUGGAACCUCAUCUGACAAUGUCCGGCCUGAAAAGACAUCAGCUGAUCGACCCUGUGGCGAACCUGGAGGACAGGAUGUGUCUGAAGCACGAUAAACCCCUGGAGCUGGUCUGUAAGACAGAUCAGACAUGCGUCUGCAUGCUCUGCCCUGUUUUGGACCAUAGGACACAUGAGUUUGUUCCACUGAAAGAAGGAUAUGAACAGAAGAAGGCAACUCUGUGGAAAACAGAGGCUGAAGUUCAGCUCAUGAUCCAGAAGAGACAACUGAAGAUUCAGGAGAUUAAAGACUUGGUCGACCUCAGUAAGGAAAACGCAGACAGAGAGAUUGCAGAAGGUGUUCAGGUCUUCACUUCUCUGAAGGAGUCUGUUGAGAAAGCACAGGCCAAUUUCAUCGACACAGUCAAAGAGAAGCAGGAAACGACAGAAAAACAGGCUGAAGGCUUUACCAGAGAGCUGGAACAGGAAAUCUCUACGUUGAUGAAGAGGAGCACAGAGCUGGAGCAGCUCUCACACUCUGAAGACCACCUCCAUUUUCUCCAGACUGUCCAGUCCCUAAACACCCUCCAUCCAACACCCACCAAGAACUGGAGAGAGGUGAGCAUCUGUCCAUCAUAUAAGGGGACUGUGAUGAGAGCUGUGUCUCAGCUGGACGUGACAAUCAGUGCAGAGAUGAAGAAACUGUUUACAGCUGAGCUGAAGAGAGUCCAGCAGUAUGCAGUGGACGUGACUUUUGAUCCUGAUACAGCACAUCCCAACCUCACCCUGUCUGAUGAUGGGAAACAAGUGUAUCAUGGUGUUAAGAAAGACCUUCCAGACAACCUGGAGAGAUUUACUCUCAAUCGCUGUGUUUUAGGAAAGCAGAGUUUCUCUUCAGGCAGAUUUUACUAUGAGAUUCUAGUCGAAGGAAAGACUAAAUGGGAUUUAGGAGUGACCACAGAGUCGAUCAACAGGAAGACACACAUCACACUGGGCCGUCUGUACGGUAACUACAGUUUAUGGUUGAGAAAUGGCAAUGAUUACACAGCUCGUGACACCCCUCCAGUUCGUCUCUCUCUGAAGUCUCAGCCUCAGAAGGUGGGGGUGUUUGUGGACUAUGAGGACGGUCUUGUCUCCUUUUAUGACGUAGGUCCUGCAGCUCUUAUGUAUUCCUUUACUGGCUGCAACUUCACUGAGAAACUCUUCCCACUCUUCUGUCCCAUGAAAAAUGAUGGUGGAAACUCUGCACCUAUGAUCAUCUGUCCCAUCAGUGAAGACUAAUCAAUUAUCUUAUUAUAAUUAUUAUUUAUUAAUCUAUUUUCAUUCACAGAAACAAAUGUACAUACAGAGCUCAACAGUGACUGCCAACUUUUUGAUCGACUCCAGUGAAUUUGAGAAUAGAUGUUAUCAGAAUUUUGUGUGAAAAGAGGUUCGGUUCUUUCCUGGUCACUUUGUACAAUUUCUAUAUGUCUUGUGAAUACUGAUAAGAUGGGUACUGAGCGUAAUAAUGUGAAUCAGAGGCAAUAGCAUACAGUUAUAGAGCUUCUGUGUAUUUGCAGUGAAAUCACAUUUUCUCUGUCAAGAUCCUAAAAAGAUCUUAAAAGCAUUACAUUAAUUUCUAAAUAGAUAAAAAAUGGUUCACUACGUGCCCUGCUUUAUUGCUGUGAUGCCAGGUGUGUAAGUGUUAGCAAACUCGGGCAAGAAUAAUCGUGCAUGCUAACAUGCUAAACCAAGAGAAAGAGAAAAAAAAUCCACAUAUUUUAUUUCUUGAUAUUUUCUAUUUCUAUAUUUUCUUGAUUUUCUUGUUGAUGAUACAUGUAUGAUUUGGUGGUAAUUCAUUUUAUUUACAUCAAGGACAACAAUGGAAAUAGGCACAUUUAGCUUUCUUGUUCAUCUGGUUUAUUGUCUGUUAUAUUUACAAAAUAAAACAUAUUGGAAUAUGUGAUAAAUCGCCCCCUGGACUUAUUUCCAUCAGGGUUUCAUUCAAGCUCAUCAUCA
This is a messenger RNA of Centropristis striata (black sea bass), 2476 nucleotides long. Its product is annotated as E3 ubiquitin-protein ligase TRIM39-like. Gene Ontology annotation, molecular function: protein binding; zinc ion binding. The coding region runs from base 89 to 1759 and encodes 556 amino acids. Lineage: Eukaryota; Metazoa; Chordata; Actinopteri; Perciformes; Serranidae. The record is from RefSeq and is a predicted model, not a curated record. The transcript has 2 exons.